CCUGUCAAAGCUUAUUUCCGGUGUUUCGGAUGCUGACGCUCUUUUCCGGUACUGGUUCCUCCCCACCCCCAAAGGUUUCUUUGGGGUGCACGAUGAGGCUGCUGGCAUUGGUAGUGUUGGCUCUACUUGCUGUCACACAAGCAGAGGAAGGAGCCAGGCUUUUGGCAUCCAAAUCACUGCUGAACAGAUAUGCGGUGGAGGGCAGAGACCUGACCUUACAGUACAACAUCUACAACGUGGGCUCCAGUGCUGCAUUAGAUGUGGAAUUAUCUGAUGAUUCCUUCCCUCCAGAAGACUUUGGCAUUGUCUCCGGAAUGCUCAACGUCAAAUGGGACCGGAUUGCCCCUGCUAGCAACGUCUCCCAUACUGUUGUCCUGCGCCCUCUCAAGGCCGGUUAUUUCAACUUCACCUCAGCAACUAUUACUUACCUGGCCCAGGAGGAUGGGCCCGUUGUGGUUGGCUUUACCAGUGCACCUGGACAGGGAGGAAUCCUGGCUCAGCGGGAGUUUGAUAGGAGAUUCUCACCUCAUUUUCUGGACUGGGCAGCCUUCGGGGUCAUGACUCUCCCCUCCAUCGGGGUCCCCCUGCUGCUGUGGUACUCCAGCAAGAGGAAAUACGACACUCCCAAGACCAAGAAGAACUGAGGGGCUUGCACAGCCCUCCCAUCCCAAGAAACGCAGGUGCUUUCCAGACUCCAGAGGGAUCUCAGAUGCAGUCUCCUCCCUUAGCCCUCGGCCGCCUUCUCCUGGACCCUGCCCUGCUCUCAUCCCGAGGGAAGGACUGGGCCGAGGACUACGAGAGCCUCCUCGCUUCCCCCUUGAAGCCAUACAGACAAGAAUGCCCCGAGCCUAGAGGUGCCCUGGGGUGUUUUGCUGGCGGUACGAGCUCUCCAGUGUAGGAGGGGGCAUUUGGAGACUGCAUGACACCACCCCCAUCUCCUGCUCUCCCCUCUCAGAAGGGGAUAGAAGAUAAAGUGAAAGCUGUGUGACUCUCGGAGGCUACCCAGCUCCUGUUCCGGGUUAGGGAAGUGCUUACCAAAUGGGUUUUCUAAUAAAAACAAAUGCCACACUGA
Molecule: messenger RNA, 1072 nt
Organism: Myotis brandtii (Brandt's bat)
Lineage: Eukaryota; Metazoa; Chordata; Mammalia; Chiroptera; Vespertilionidae
Gene: SSR2
Product: signal sequence receptor, beta (translocon-associated protein beta)
Exons: 6
Coding region: 30-644 (204 amino acids)
Cellular component (GO): endoplasmic reticulum; membrane
Source: RefSeq, a predicted model, not a curated record